This is a messenger RNA of Pectinophora gossypiella (pink bollworm), 2646 nucleotides long. RefSeq names its product decapping and exoribonuclease protein-like. Gene Ontology annotation, molecular function: mRNA 5'-diphosphatase activity. The transcript is spliced from 2 exons. Lineage: Eukaryota; Metazoa; Arthropoda; Insecta; Lepidoptera; Gelechiidae. The coding region runs from base 242 to 2632 and encodes 796 amino acids. Gene Ontology annotation, biological process: NAD-cap decapping; nuclear-transcribed mRNA catabolic process. Gene Ontology annotation, cellular component: cytosol; nucleus. The record is from RefSeq and is a predicted model, not a curated record.
UGUAAAAGUGUGACUCAUAUCGCGGACCAAGCGGACAGAUAUAGUUACUGUGUUUACUUAUUAUGUGUUGGAAACUUGUUUUGUUGUUAAAUUAUUCGUGAUGGAGAAACAAUGACUAUUUAAAAUGUUAUUCAUGCCAUAUGACCGUGGACACAGUUGAAGACAGAGCUGGAAAUACAGCGAGUACAAGCAAGCAGCGCAGACUGCAGGAGGCUCGGGGUCCAGAGCGGACCACGAACCAAUGGCCGCGGAGAAGAAAAUAAAGUACAAAGGAACAUCGAACAAACCAGCACCACUCGGCCAUGACUACGAAAUAAACAUCAUGAUGCUCUCCUACUUACACGCUUGGAAUAAAAUGAAACAAACCGACACAGGCGCUAGUUACGCAACGAACGCCCCUGAAUCGUACAUCGCAACUGAAGUACAAGAAGCGGGAUCAUGUGAAGAUGUGGUUCACAUUGAAAUCCAACACGACAAAGCUUAUCUAUACUUCCUGCAAGCCAAGCACAGCUGUCAGAAAAACAAACCCAUAAAGCUCAAAGACUUACUUAACGAGAAAAAUGGUGACUUUAGUCUGCUGAAAUAUUUCACAUCUAUCAGAGAUGUAAAGAAGAAAUUCGAUCCACUUGGUAAAAUUACACAGGGGAGACGUAUAGAUGCUAGUCACAGAUUUAUUAUAAUUACAAAUAUGAUAUUGGAUAAGGAAGUGACAGGGCUCAAAGAGAUCACGGAAGACUUUCUGUUUUUCGAACACGAGAAACAGGAGGGCAAACUGUAUCGUGUAGGAAUAAGUGAUGAACCAGAUAGCCUGUUCCAAAGGUUUAAGGCAUUACUUAAGAGCAGAGAAGAAAAAGUUACAUGCAAGACUACUAGCCCAAGCUUAAAUGUCACUCACUUCAGUCCAUCGCCGCUCUCUGCGUUACCCUGUCUACUGUUAUCUUUAUACAAGGCAACGAUUGGAAAAGUGAUGCAGCAGCCAACAGUUACAACCUUCUUGACCUCACUACAAAUUCCACCGUGGUCACAACAGCCGCUUCCAUUGAAACCAUCGAUGAAGUCUGACAAUGAAAACGAAUUAAAAGAGUUUUUUGAAGAAUUCAUCUUCGCUGUUAACCAACCUAAUGUGAAUCAAUGCCGUUUUAAAGUUGAAGAAGAGUUACGAAAAAUAACGGGUUUAGAUGACACAAUGUGGAUAGCGAGGACACUAGCUGGAGAACUGAGCCACUGGGCGCAUCAAAAAGAUGGAUGGUUCCUUACCAAUCGAGACCGCAAGAAUUUUUUUGAAUAUGUUAACCAACAUUUAGCAAGUUGGGGGCAGGCAACUCUCACUAUGAAUAAAGUAGCAAACAUUUUAAAGAAGGGCAUCAGAUUCAAUCAAACGGAAGUUAUUCAGGCUUUAAGAGGGUUUCUUAGCUGCAAAACUGCAAGUACGUCGUCGCUAUGUAUCGUAUAUUAUGAACAUUUGGGACUCACUGAAAUUAAAGUAGCCCAGGCAAUUAAAGAAAGUAAAAAAACAAUAUUUUCCGAUCUUGAUAAUCUGCGCGAUGAAACAAGUGAUUCUAGCAUAAAUCCUGUUAAUGCUUUUGAAUCGAAGAGCAUGAACUGUUUAAUAAUAACGGUAAAGACUGAGUCGGAACUGAAUAGGAAUAUACGUUUAAUUAAGUUAUUUUUAGACAUUGUUAAAAAAACAAAUGAUAAAAAAAUUAUUCUAAUAGCUCCAUCAGACCUGCGAAAUUCUUUUGCUGUUUUAGGAAUGAAUUAUGAAACAAUUGAAGACAAUGAAAACUGUUUAGCUGACCUUUCGAGGGAGUCGCAAGCAAAAUUGGCUAAAGAGAGAGCGGUUGUGUUCCAAGAUCAAAAAAUAAAUUUGGGGUUGCUUAUGGAUAACGAACUUAAGAAAAAAAUGAGUGGUGAAAUUCUUGAAAAUUUCUUUGUGAAAGAUUAUGUAGUGAACCAAGUACAUUCUUUUAAUAACUACGAGCAUGUUAAGAAUUAUUAUGUUGACCGUGAAUUAUAUCAACGAGACACAUAUAUUGGAAACGAAAUAAUUAAAGCUGUUAAUGAAUUUAUUAUUACUGAUGAAGAUUAUAUUAAUGACACAGACAUUACAGACAAAGACAUUUUGUUGACCACGCUAAAUUAUUAUGACGAUAAUUAUUUUCGCUCCCUAUGUGUAAAGUUUAAACAUCAGAACAUUCAUUGGUUGGUUAAGAAUAACAAUGGUAAACUUAUAUGGCGCAGAACUCACGGUUCGUUUACAAAGAUACGGAAAUUUGUAAAUAAUGACGAGUAUCAGAAUGUUAGCCCAAACACUGUUAAACAUAUAAAGGUUGAAGAUUUACAGGAUAGAGUAGUGAUCAUAACUGCUGAACCUGGGAUGGGCAAGUCUACUGCGCUGUCUCAUCUUGCUGCGAAAUCUAAAUCAGCUCUAAUGUCCGAAAGUGAACCUCUAUGCAUUAUUAAAACUAACUUAGAGGAUCAUUCUACUCAGUUUGAUAACCUCGUCAAAGGGAAAGUAACAACCAAAGACGCUAUAAAAUUCAUUUACAAAGCUAUGAAUUUGGAGCCCAGAAGUUCAAGAUCGUUGAUUUUCUGGAAGAGGACGACGAGGGCAAAUUAUUUUUUAAAGUAAAUGAAAGUUGCUGC